Aspergillus chevalieri is the source of this 897-nucleotide messenger RNA. Its product is annotated as proteasome core particle subunit alpha 7. The record is from RefSeq and is a predicted model, not a curated record. Gene Ontology annotation, biological process: ubiquitin-dependent protein catabolic process. Gene Ontology annotation, cellular component: proteasome core complex, alpha-subunit complex; proteasome core complex; nucleus. NCBI's taxonomy places the organism in Eukaryota, Fungi, Ascomycota, Eurotiomycetes, Eurotiales, Aspergillaceae. The transcript is spliced from 5 exons. Bases 1 to 897 code for a protein of 298 amino acids.
AUGACAUCCAUUGGUACUGGUUACGAUCUUUCCAACUCCGUUUUCUCGCCAGAUGGUCGGAAUUUCCAGGUGGAAUAUGCAGCCAAGGCGGUCGAGAAUGGAGGAACAGCUAUCGGUAUCAGAUGUAAAGAUGGUGUCGUGUUGGCUGUAGAGAAGAUAAUCACGAGCAAGCUUCUGAAACCGGGUGCGAACAAGAAGAUAGCAACAGUGGAUCGCCAUGUUGGCAUUGUAUCAGCCGGACUCAACCCCGAUGGUCGUCAUUUCGUUGCCCGAGCCAGGGACGAAGCCUCGUCUUGGAGAAACGUAUACAAGGCGCCCGUACCGACCUCGGCGCUUGCCAACCGCCUUGGAAGCUAUGUUCAAGCCUUUACACUCUACUCUAGCGUGCGACCAUUCGGCGUGACAUCUAUCGUUGGAGGCUGGGACUCCGAAGGUGAGUUGGCUGUUGACGGCCAAGUCGGAACUGGUCCAAAGUCGGGAGCCGGUGGAAAGGUCGAAGGUGCUAAGGCCGGUGGGCCUGGGCUAUAUAUGAUUGAACCCAGUGGGCUUUAUUGGGGUUACUAUGGCGCCGCCACCGGAAAGGGAAGGCAAGCCGCGAAAGCCGAACUUGAGAAAUUAGACUUGGUUUCCGGUAACUUGAGCCUGGUCGAUGCUGUCAAGGAAGCCGCUCGAAUCAUUUAUGUCGCCCACGAAGAUAGCAAGGACAAGGAUUUUGAGCUGGAGAUGACCUGGAUUAGUUCUCUGGAUGGUCCUACCAAGGGAAGACAUGAGGAAGUGCCGAAAGAACUCUUCGAGGAAGCGGAGAAUGCAGCAAAGAAAGCCUUGGAAGGAGAAGAUGAUGACGAGGACGAGGGUGCGAAGGGCACCGCCAAUGAAGGUGAACGGAUGGAGGAAUGA